Messenger RNA from Cryptosporidium muris RN66, 1668 nucleotides. RefSeq names its product DEAD/DEAH box helicase family protein. The transcript has a single exon. NCBI's taxonomy places the organism in Eukaryota, Apicomplexa, Conoidasida, Eucoccidiorida, Cryptosporidiidae. The record is from RefSeq and is a predicted model, not a curated record. The coding region runs from base 1 to 1668 and encodes 555 amino acids. Gene Ontology annotation, molecular function: ATP binding; nucleic acid binding; RNA helicase activity.
AUGAUGUGGAGUUCCUUAGAAUUAAGUCGUCCAAUAUUAAAGGCACUGAAUGAUCUUAAUUUUGUUAAUCCAACUCCUAUUCAAAAAGAGGUUAUUCCUCUAGCUUUAGCUGGUAGGGAUAUUCUUGCUGAAGCUGAAACAGGAAGUGGAAAGACAGCUGCAUUUUUAUUACCUACAAUUGAGAGACUUCUGAAGUUUCCUGGUAUAAGAGCUAGGAAAAUGUCACCUUUAGGUCCAACAGGUGGAUUAAAUGCAACUAAAGUUUUGAUUUUAUUACCUAGCCGUGAAUUAGCUAUGCAGUGUUUCGAUGUACUUGAAUCACUCAUUAAAUAUUGUUUAAUUAUUACUAGAUGUAUUGUUACUGGGGGAAUGAGUCAAUCUCAACAUGAAGUAACAUUGAGAAGCCAACCAGAUAUAGUUAUUGCCACUCCAGGUAGAAUAUUGGAUAUGCUAAUCAAUACAAUGGGUGUCCAUCUUGAACUUUUAGAAAUUGUUAUAUUAGAUGAAGCAGAUCGUCUUUUAGACAUGGGGUUUCGUAGAGAAUGUCUUGAAAUUUUACGUUAUGUAUCUCAAUGUAGACAAACAAUGUUAUUCUCUGCAACUUUAAGUAGAGGUGUUACUGAUCUUGCAUUACUUACACUUAGGAACCCUUGUAGAAUAUCUACUAUAGGGUUAGGACGAAAUGCAAUACUAAGUAAUACAGAAGGUAUAACAUCAGAUGUAUCAACUAUAGGUCUUUCCACAACAUUAAAUCAAGAAUUUGUGGAAUUAAAUGAAGAGAAAGAUCGUGAAGGAGCUCUUUUUCAUAUUUUAUCUAAAAUAUAUACAGAACGUGUAAUUGUAUUUUUUCAGACAAAGAAGGAAGCACGUAGAAUCAGUAUAUUAUGUAAUAUACUAGGAUUUUCUGCAGUUGAAUUACAUGGUUAUUUAACACAAGAAAAACGAAAUGAGAAUUUGGCACGUUUUACGAAGGGUGAAUCAAAAAUAUUAUUAGCUAGUGAACUCGCAGCCAGAGGUUUGGAUAUUAAAGGAAUUACUGCUGUUAUUAAUUUUACACUACCAUUAGAGGCCUCUAGGUAUAUCCAUCGUGUAGGUAGAACUGCUAGAAUUGGUGAAAAUGGAAAUAGUAUUACACUUUAUUCUCAAUCUGAGAGAUCUAGGCUUAAAUCACUAAUGAAGCAAGUGCUAAGAAAAUCAGGAUCUAGUAGUUCCACAACUAAAUUAUGUAAUUUAAUGAAGAAACUAAAGUUUUCCAGUAAUAAUAUUUCAUAUUGGUCAGAGCGUAUUUUAGAAUCUGAACCGAAAGUAAAGCAACAAAUUAGAGCUAAUAUAGCUGAAAAGGAGUUACGUUUAGCAGAGUUGGAAGCUAAUAAGGCAGAAAAUAUUUUAAUUCAUAAAGAGAAUAUUAGUGGAAGACCACGUAAGAAAUGGUUCCAAAGUACACUACAGAAGGAAAUAGCAAAAGAUCUGUCGAAAAGAGAAUUGAUUGAAAAAGCAGGUUUUGACUUGAAUGAAUUAAAUGAUAUUACAUGUAAAGGUUUAUUAUUAAACUCCGACAGGAAGAAGAAUCCUAAGGAACAAAAUCAUUUAAAGAGGAAAUCUCCACAUAUAAAUUAUAUUAGUAACCCUAAAAAAAGUUUACUUGGUACAAAAAAGAAAGCACUUUAA